Lytechinus pictus (painted urchin) is the source of this 3946-nucleotide messenger RNA. RefSeq names its product triokinase/FMN cyclase-like. The transcript is spliced from 14 exons. NCBI's taxonomy places the organism in Eukaryota, Metazoa, Echinodermata, Echinoidea, Temnopleuroida, Toxopneustidae. The record is from RefSeq and is a predicted model, not a curated record. Gene Ontology annotation, cellular component: cytosol. Gene Ontology annotation, biological process: glycerol catabolic process. Gene Ontology annotation, molecular function: ATP binding; glycerone kinase activity. The coding region runs from base 249 to 2018 and encodes 589 amino acids.
AUCUAUGGGUGCAGGUGAUAUGCGGAGGCCGAGGGGGCGUGGUCUGGCAUGCGUUACGAUCCCAAGUUCCUGAGCUGUGCAGAUAUUGCAAUUAUUGGAGAACCUGCAUACCGGUACAUAGCAGAUGCAAAUGAAUGAUAAAUUGUGGCUUUCAUGACCAUUUUACAUGUUUGUGGAUGGAGAUUUGACUGAUCGUCACCCAGGAUUAUUGCACAGAUCUGUAGAAGGCAUACUGUACCAGUUGUACAAUGACUACUACUCAACCCACCAAAAAGCUUACAAAUGACGUCGAUCGAUGCGUUGAUGAAGCGAUAGAAGGACUAAUUUCUAUAACACCAGGUAUCACCAAAUUAGCUGGUCACCGAGUGGUUUUGCGAGAUGAUUUGAAUGAUGUUAAAAAGAGUGGAAAGGUGACGUUACUUUCUGGGGGAGGCUCUGGCCAUGAACCAGCCCAUGCAGGUUAUGUUGGACGUGGAAUGUUGAGUGGUGCUAUCGCUGGAUCUGUGUUUGCUUCACCCCCUACCAGCUCAAUACUAGCAGCUAUACGAGCUGUUGGUCGAGAUCAUCCAGCUGGAACAUUAUUGAUUGUCAAGAAUUAUACCGGAGACUGCAUCAACUUUGGAAUCGCCUUGGAGAGGGCCAAAGCUGAGGGGAUACGAGUAGAGAUGGUAGUAGUCAAGGAUGAUUGUGCUCUCACUGGUCAAGAGUUAGAUGAUCGCAGAGGCCUUGCUGGAACAGUCUUUAUUCAUAAGAUGGCAGGAGCAAUGGCCGAAAAUGGUUUAUCAUUGGAUCAAAUAAAACAAACUCUUGAAUCUGCCUGCUGUUCAUUAGGGACUGUCGGAGUGUGUUUGUACCCUUGCAGUGUACCAGGAGCUGGCCCAUCAUUUACUCUCGGUCCACAAGAAUUGGGACUUGGACUUGGUAUACACGGAGAAGCAGGGAUCAAACAAAUACAGAUAUCAAGUGCAAAUGAAGUCGUAGCUACCAUGUUGGAUCACAUGAGGGACUCUACAAACAACUGUAGACUGGACUUUAAAACUGGCGACGAGGUUGCCCUUCUAGUAAACAACCUAGGUGGUACAUCAAAUCUUGAGAUGUCCAUUGUAGCUCGCUCGGCAUUUCAGUAUCUUAAUAGGGCAGGAGUUAAGGUAGAGAGGGUGUACUGUGGUUGCUUCAUGACAUCUUUAGAGAUGGUCGGUGUCUCCCUUACUAUCCUCAUCCUUGAUCAGGAUAGACGCCGUGCAUCAUAUCUUGACCAGCCAACCUCAGCUCCUGCAUGGCCUUCUGUUUGUCAUCGUCAUGGUAACAUAUCACUUGGUAAAGAAAUUCAGGUUCCUGAGCAAGAUUCAUCAGUAUCUAGUUCUGUGACAAGCAAAGGAAAGAAAAUGAGUAAUGAGGAGAGUAAACGAAUUAAGGCUGUUUUGAGUUGUGUAUGCAAUAGAUUGAUGGAGAGUGAGAAACUUUUAAAUGAUCUUGAUACCAGCAGUGGAGACGGUGAUUGUGGCUCAACACUCAGAAGGGGUGCCGAAGCAAUGAAGACCUGGAUUGAGAGUGAGGAGCUGACGUCAGUGAGUCAUGUGGCUGGUCACAUGUCUAUCAUAGCAGAGGAGGCAAUGGGAGGAAGCUCGGGAGCGUUCUAUGGGUUGUUCAUGCUAGCAGCUCAACAAGCACUGGGAGAUCAGCCAGGAUUAGGUGAUUGGGUAGAGGCCCUUAGGCAAGGCAUGACAAGCAUCAUGAAAUAUGGUAAAGCAGCAGUUGGAGAUAGAACCAUGCUGGACCCCCUCGAUGCAGCAUACAGAAUACUGAAGGAAGGUCUCACUCAAAACUCAGAUUUUAUGCAGAAUUUGGGAGAUGCAGUCAAAGCUGCUGAGAAAAGUGCUGAAGCUACAUCUAAGAUGGCCGCCAGAGCCGGUAGAGCAAGAUACGUCAACCCAGACCUAUUAGGACGGCCUGACCCUGGAGCAAUGGCUGUUGCUAUAUGGCUACGAGCAGUGCAUGAUGCUUUGACAACUGUGUGAUCAAGCUUUCUCCAUACCGCAGGUAGAACACAUUCACUCCCUGAACUUUAUGGUCCAAGUUAAAGCGGCCUGCCAUUGACAAAUCAUGGGGAAAUUGAAUCAAUAAAAAAAUUUGCAAAAGGCCAAAUGAUGUCAUGAGAGCCAGUCCGACUAAUGCGAUAAAAGUUUGGACAGCACAAAUUUGACCGAACUCGUGAUCGUUAUUUACUUCGGGUUAUCGCAGUUCUAGUUUCCAACAAUCCCAAUUCCUAGACUCUUAGCAGGUCUCUUGAUUGCGAAACCAAAUCCAAAAUGAAUAUCCUAUAUGUGAGUUACAUGUUUCAAAGUGAAAACAUGCAGUUUACUUCUGGUGUGGACAGUCUAGUAACUAUUGCUCUCCUAUAUUAGACCUCCCAGACAUGCCGACGUCUAUUACAUGUAAUCGGUUAGGAUGCUAAAACAUCCCAGGGAGCAAAGACGGCUGAUUGGGGGGGUUUCGGGGGAAAUAUUGAACAAAUAUUAUUUUGCUCAAUUUUGGCCAAUUUUGCCCAAUUUUUCAUGUCGCGGGUGGGGCGAGGGGGUCGAAAAUUCAAACUCCCUGGAUCCUCUUGAUUCUCGCUGUAAUAAUCGGUUAGGAUGCUAAAAUAUCCCAGGAAGCGAGGACGGCUGAUUUGGGGGGGUUUAGGGGGAAAUAUUGAACAAAUAUUAUUUUGCUCAAUUUUGGCCAAUUUUCCAUGUCGCGGAUGGGGCGAGGGGGUCGAAAAUUCAAACUCCCUGGAUCCUCUUGAAUCUCGCUGUAAUAAUCAGUUAGGAUGCUUAAACAUCCCAGGGAGCGAAGACGGCUGAUUUGGGGGGGUUUCGGGGGAAAUAUUGAACAAAUAUUAUUUUCCUCAAUUUUGCCCAAUUUUGCCCAAUUUUCCAUGUCGCGGGUGGGGCGAGGGGGUCGAAAAUUCAAACUCCCUGGAUCCUCUUGAUUCUCGCUGUAAUAAUCGGUUAGGAUGCUAUAACAUCCAAGGGAGCGAAGACGGCUGAUUUGGGGGGGGGGUUUCGGGGGAAAUAUUGAACAAAUAUUAUUUUGCUCAAUUUUGGCCAAUUUUGCCAAAUUUUUCAUGUCGCGGGUGGGGCGAGGGGGUCGAAAAUUCAAACUCCCUGGAUCCUCAUGAUUCUCGCUGUAAUAAUCGGUUAGGAUGCUAAAACAUUCCAGGGAGCGAAGACGGCUGAUUUGGGGGGGUUUCGGGGAAAAUAUUGAACAAAUAAUAUUUUGCUCAAUUUUGGCCAAUUUUGCCCAAUUUUCCAUGUCGCGGGUGGGGCGAGAGGGUCGAAAUUUCUUACUCCCUGGAUCCUCUUGAUUCUCUUGAUUUUCACUAUAAUAAUCGGUUAGUAUGCUAAAACAUCCCAGGGAGCGAAGACGGCUGAUUUGGGGGGGUUUCGGGGGAAAUAUUGAACAAAUAUUAUUUUGCUCAAUUUUGGCCAAUUUUGCCCAAUUUUCCAUGUCACGGGUGGGGCGAGGGGGUCGAAAAUUCAAACUCCCUGGAUCCUCUUGAUUCUUGCUGUAAUAAUCGGUUAGGAUGCUAAAACAUCCCAGGGAGCGAAGACGGCUGAUUUGGGGGGGUUUCGGGGGAAAUAUUGAACAAAUAUUAUUUUCCUCAAUUUUGGCCAAUUUUGCCAAAUUUUCCAUGUCGCGGGUGGGGCGAGGGGGUCGAAAAUUCAAACUCCCUGGAUCCUCUUGAUUCUUGCUGUAAUAAUCGGUUAGGAUGCUAAAACAUCCCAAGGAGCGAAGACGGCUGAUUGGGGGGGGGGGUUUCGGGGGAAAUAUUGAACAAAUAUUAUUUUGCUCAAUUUUGCAAAUUUUGCCCAAUUUUCCAUGUCGCGGGUGGGGCGAGGGGGUCGAAAAUUCAAAUACCCUAGAUCCUCUUGAUUCUCGCUGUAAUAAUCGGUUAGGAUGCUAA